Messenger RNA from Epinephelus moara (kelp grouper), 13987 nucleotides. Its product is annotated as desmoplakin-like. The record is from RefSeq and is a predicted model, not a curated record. Gene Ontology annotation, cellular component: cytoskeleton; cytoplasm; intermediate filament. Gene Ontology annotation, molecular function: structural molecule activity. NCBI's taxonomy places the organism in Eukaryota, Metazoa, Chordata, Actinopteri, Perciformes, Serranidae. The transcript has 24 exons. The coding region runs from base 116 to 13345 and encodes 4409 amino acids. Gene Ontology annotation, biological process: intermediate filament cytoskeleton organization; skin development; cell-cell adhesion.
UGCUCCGGAGGGACCGCGGAGAACAGGUGGACAGAGAGAGACACACCCUACCUGCCUGCUGAGUUUGCCUCGGUAGCUUCCACGGAGUAGCUUCGGCUACCGUCUCCGUGUCACAAUGAGUCAAUACGGGUCUCAGAAGGGCCUGAACAGGUCCAAAGGCGACUUGACUGGCGGGGGGACGUAUUACGAACGGAGCGAAGUCCUGCACGGAGGCGGUAAUGGAUACGACCCCUACAUGGACGGAUACAACACCUACUCCUUUUCAAGGUCCUCCACGGGCGGGAUGGCAGGCGGAAUGUCGGGCGGUAUGAUGAGCGGAAUGCCGGGCGGUAUGGUGGUGAGCGGAAUGUCGAGCGGAAUGUCAGGCGGAAUGGUGAGCGGAAUGUCGGGCGGCAUGGGAGGCGGAAUGGUGAGCGGAAUGUCGGGCGGCAUGGUGAGCGGAAUGUCGGGCGGAAUGGGAGGCGGAAUAAGUGGUUCCAUCCACCAGAGGGCCAUGAUCCUGCAGAGCCAGUGCCAGGAGUACCUGAAGAAAGCCGAAUACGCCCUUCAGUCUGGCAGUGCCUCGGGUGAUGCAGAGCGCAACAUGGCGAAGGCCAAAGAGACCAUUGAGCAGCUGAAGGGCUGCGCGAUGGACCUGAGACAAAUGGGACAGCCCAAUGAAAACGUAGUCAGGACUUUGGAGAUUUGUAAAGACCAGCUGAAGGGCGUACACUUGGCCAUGACAGGCAGCAUGCACAGGAGGAGGAGCACCAGAGGGAGCACUGGAGGUUGGGAGGAGGGCGGAAGGAGCUUCCAAGACGCUAUGGGCUGGAUUGCACAGCAAAAGCGUCUGAUUGAAACUGCAUCCUGGGGAGACGAUCCUGCAGCCAUCGAUCAGCAGCUCGUCAGCCACCAGAGGUUUCACAGCUCCAUCCAGAGGAGUGCCGAGGUUGAGCGAGCCAAAGAUGACCUGAUGAAGAAAGGAGACAAGCCGAAUCUUCACGCUCUGGAUCAGGAAUGGGACAGCCUGCAGCAAAUGUCGUUUAAUCGGACCGAGCAGCUGCAAGACCUGAAGCGGAUCAUUCAGGAGAUAUCCCAGGAGAUCAUGUGGGUGAACGACAGGGAGGAGGAGGAGCUGAUGUUUGACUGGGGAGACAAGAACAUCGACCAGUACAUCCCACGGAAGCAGGAGAGCUACUCGCAACUGAUGAGUGCCCUGGAGGACAAAGAGAAGGACCUGAAUAAACUGAAAGCCAAAGUGGACACCCUCCUGAAGAACAACCAUCCAGCUUCAGAAAAGAUCGAGGCUUACAAGGACACUCUGCAGACCCAGUGGAGUUGGCUCCUGCAAAUCACCAAGUGCAUUGAUGUUCACCUGAAGGAGAAUGCAGCUUACAGCCAGUUCUUCAAAGAGGCCAAUGAGACAUACAGCACCCUGCAGAAGGAACAUGAGUCAGUCCGCAAGAAGUUUACCUGUGACAAGAACACUUCACUGAAUGACCUACUGGAGCUACUCAAGGGUCUGGAGAGGGAGAAGGAGAGAAUAAUGGAAAACAAGAGGCAGGUUCACCAUCUGGUCAGCCAGUCCAAGAACAUUGUGAGGCUGAAACCCAGAAACCCUGAAGAGAAGCGCAGCAGCCCCGUCAUCGUCAAAGCACUGUGUGACUUCAAACAAGACCAGAAGGUGAUCUGUAAGGACAAUGAGGCAAUCCUGAAGGACAACGGUCAGCGCAGUAAGUGGGAAGUUACAGGCCCAGGAGGACUGGAUAUGACAGUGCCCUCUGUGUGCCUGAUUGUACCACCACCCAACCCACUCGGCAUCAGUCUGGCCAACAAGAAUGAGCAGUACUAUGAGGCCAUCCUGUCCAUCUGGAAUCAGCUGUACAUCAACGUUAAGAGUCUCAUCACCUGGCAGUACUGCCUCAUGGAUAUCAAUAAAAUCAACUCCCUCACCAUCAGCAUGCUGUCCCGCAUGCGUCCUGAGGAAUACCGCAAACUUAUCAAGAGCCUGGAGACUCACUACGAGGAGUUCAGACUGAACAGCAGCGGCUCCCAGAUGUUUGGUGAUGAGGACAAGAGGAUGAUCGAGAACCAGUUCACUGGAGCCCAGUCCCACUAUGACCAGCUGGUGGUGCAGCUGCCUACCUACAUUGCACAGCAGGAACAGAUAGAAGUACAACAAGCACCCGGGCAGCAACACCAUCAGUUUAUCAUAAUACAGCAGCCGCAACAACAUGCUGCAGCUGAAGCAGAGGCCAUGAGGCUGGAAGAGGAGGCCAGGAGGCUUGAAGAGGCCAGGAGGCGUGAAGAGGCCAGGAGGCUUGAAGAGGCCAGGAGGCUUGAGGAGGAGGCCAGGAGACGUGAAGAAGAGGCCAGGAGGCGUGAAGAGGAGGCCAGGAGACUUGAAGAAGAACGACGAAGAGCGGAGCUGAAAAAGAAGAAAACAGAUAUUAAGAGCAAUUCAGUAAAAGUGAUCAAGCCAGAGUCACUGAAGAAGGUGAAUGUCACCACUAUUUCUGCCUCCCCUGCCUCCUCAUCCUCCCUCAGCUUAUCUGAGCUGCACGCGCUCAGACUUAGGCUGGAGGGUGCAGAGGACAUGCUGAGUCAGCACGUUCACAUCUGCCUUGGAGAUGAUGGGAUGAACGACUGUGGCCUCAAGAUCACUCAGUUAGAGACGGUGCAGCAUGAUGUCGAUUUGAUGCGUGAGGAGUACUUACGUCUGAGGGAGCGUAUAUUGAAGGAGCUGGAUGGCAUGACUGAUGCAGAUAAAGCCCAGUUCCUCCGCAGUGAGCUUGGAGUCAUCAACCAAAGACUGGGCAGUCUGGAGAGCAGCUCAUCAGCUUACCUACAGCGGCUGCGGGCUCUAAGGGAUAUGCUGGAGAGUGUGGCACGAGCUGAAGACAUAGUGAAAGUUUAUGAGGCAAGACUGACAGAGAAAGAGACCACGUCUCUGUCGCCCAGUGAAGUGGAGGAUUACAUGAUGACCCUGAAGAAUAUUAAUGCAGAGCUGGAUCAGAAGAAGGAUGUUCUGACCUCCAUGGAGGCAGAGUUAGGCAAGGCCACCCACUGGAAUGGCCAGGUGGGUGGGCCUUUUCACAGGUGUGACAUGAUGCUAUCUAAAUACACUGAUCAGGUGAAUCUGCUGUCAGACCGCUGGAGACGAAUCCAAGGGCAGAUUGACACCAGAGUCCUAGAUUUGCAGGGAUACCAGCCUCAGCUGGAGCACUACAAGCAAACCAGCACGUCCCUUAUUGACUGGAUUGAUACCACACAGAAAAAACAAGACGCCCUGCAGGCCACCAAGAUAGAGAGCAUCCAAGCAUUGACCGACCAUAUUAACAACCAGAAGGCUCUGAACUCAGAAAUCAAAGCAAAGAGGGAGACCGUGGAGAGUGUGCUGAAGGAAAAUGAAGCCUGUGUGAAUUCUAUCAAGGACUAUGAAACAGACUUGGCUUCUUACACUUCUGGUUUAGAGACUUUGCUCAACAUCCCCAUCAAAAGGACAAUGCUAAAGUCGCCGUCGAUGGAUCUUAAUCUGGAAGCUACACAACUGCAAACCCGUUACAUGGAGUUGCUCACUCAUUCUGAUGACUACUACAGAUUCCUGGGAACACUGAUCAAAAACAUGGAGGAGCUCAAGAUUCGUAACACCAGGAUUGACCUGUUAGAGGAAGAACUUCGCCUGUUGAGGGAGAACGUGCAAGACCGUAGUGCCAAGAACAAAUCUUUGGAAGAUGCUGUUUCCCGCUACCAGCUGGAGCUGUCCACAGCACAGGACCAGCUGCUAUCGAUGGAGGAGGUGAAGCAAAGCACUGCGCUGCAGUGCAAUGCCACUAGGGAGAGCCUAGACACCAGUCAGAGCCAGCUGGCGGACCUCAACAAUGAGGUGACACGUCUCAACUACUUGCUUGAUGAAGAAAAGAGGAAGAGGAGACUGGCAGAGGAGCGCUAUGCUACGCAGCAGGAGGAGUAUGAGUCGGUGCUGAGGAAGAGGCAGAAAGAGCUGGAGACAGUCAGCUGGUCCAAGGUGGAGGUGGAGAAGAGUGGGGCAAGUAAGGAUUAUGAGAUUGAACAGCUGCGGCGGCAGCUGGCUGAGGAGUCAGCGAGGAUCAAGGAGCUACAGAAAGAGAUGUCAAAGGUAAGGAGCCAAUAUAGUGCGGAGAUCAAUAACUUAAAGCUCAGCUACGAAUCCCAGAUCCACAUCAGCCGCACAGAUAUGCAGAAGCUGGCAGCCCAGAGGGAGGAGGAUACAGCCGAUCUCCAGCAGCAAUAUGACAGGAUGGAGGUAGAGAGAAGGAAUCUGGAGGAGGAGCUCAGGAGGCUCAGAAUGUCUAUGAGCCAGGCUGAGGAACAAAGGAAGAGGGCAGAAGAAGAAGCUCACAGUCAGCGUGCUGUCAUCACAGAGGAAGGCCGCAGGAGGAGAGAGCUGGAAAGUCAGGUGGAGGUGCUAGCAAGGCAGAGAGAUGAGGAAAGCAGACAGUAUUCAGAGGAGCUGUCUGAAGUCAUGAAGACUCUGCAGGAGAAGAAUGAGGAGCUGGCCUACAUCACACACAGUCUGGAUGAGGAGACCCGUAGGAGGAAAACUACAGAGGAAGGGCAGGGUGUACUUGAACAGACUAUGGCCCAGCUGCAGGUGAAGCUAACCAGUUCAUCAAUGGCUGCGACCCAACUGGGGGAGUGUGAGAAGGAGCUUCGGAAGAUGCAUUCAGAGCUGGAGAGGGAGAGCAGGGAGCGAAGCAGAGUAGAACAGAACAUGAGCAGGUUACAAGGACGCAUGAAGGACCUCCAGGCUGUGAGAGAUGGGCUGGAGAGCCAAGUGGAGAAUCUGAGGAAGGCUAACCAAGAGGAAGUGUCCAGAAGAAGGCAGGUAGAAACAGAGCUGGAAAGCACCACCAUGGCCAUGAAAGAGUAUAUCAGCACCAUCACCACUCUACGCCAGAACCAAGAACAUGCCAACUUGUCAGAAAAGAGAGGUGAAGAAGAGCGUCUUAGGUUACAGGAGGAGCUGGAGAGAAGCUUGAGACAGAACAUGACAUUUACAGAGCGCAUUACACAGCUGAGUGCUGAGCUGAAGGCCCUACAGCAACAACUCUUCCAGGAGCAGGCCAGAGUCAAAGAGGCAAACCUCAGGAAUGAGGGCCUUUACAGAACUAUAGAGGAGAAGAGUACGGCACUGAAUGAGAACUCUGUUCAGCUUCAGAGACUGAAGGAGAUGACAGAAACCCAGACCAAAGAGAGGCUGAGGCUGGAGGAGGAACUGAGGGCAACUCGACAUGAUAAAGAGGAACUCCAGAGAUCCAAACAGGGAAUUAAUGAUGAGCUCUCCUCCCAGAUUACUGCUCUGGAGCUGCAGCUGCAGGCCAGUGAGCGCAGCAAUGUAGAUUACCGCGACCUGGUCUCAGAGCUCUCGUCAGAGAGGGAGCAACAAAACAAGACUUCUGCAGAGCGCAUUACACAGCUGAGCGCCGAGCUGAAGGCCCUACAGCAACAACUCCUCCAGGAGCAGGCCAGAGUCAAAGAGGCAAACCUCAGGAAUGAGGGCCUUUACAGAACUAUAGAGGAGAAGAGUACAACACUGAAUGAGAACUCUGUUCAGCUUCAGAGGCUGAAGGAGAUGACAGAAACCCAGACCAAAGAGAAGCUGAGGAUGGAGGAGGAACUUAGGGCAACACGACAUGAUAAAGAGGAACUCCUGAGAUCCAAACAGGGAAUUAAUAAUGAGCUCUCCUCCCAGAUUACUGCUCUGGAGCUGCAGCUGCAGGCCAGUGAGCGCAGCAAUGUAGAUUACCGCAAGCUGGUCUCAGAGCUUUCGUCAGAGAGGGAGAAACAAAACAAGACCUCUGCAGAGCACGUUACACAGCUGAGCGCCGAGCUGAAGGCCCUACAGCAACAACUCCUUCAGGAGCAGGCCAGAGUCAAAGAGGCAAACCUCAGGAAUGAGGGCCUUAACAGAACUAUAGAGGAGAAGAGUACAGUACUGAAUGAGAACUCUGUUCAACUUCAGAGGCUGAAAGAGAUGUCAGAAACCCAGACCAAAGAGAAGCUGAGGCUGGAGGAGGAACUUAGGGCAACACGACAUGAUAAAGAGGAACUCCUGAGAUCCAAACAGGGAAUUAAUGAUGAGCUCUCCUCCCAGAUUACUGCUCUGGAGCUGCAGCUGCAGGCCAGUGAACGUAACAAUGUAGAUUACCGCAACCUGGUCUCAGAGCUUUCCUCAGAGAGAGAGAAACUCAAGCUGGAGACUGAGAAAAUACAAACGCAGGCCACCGAGACAACAGCAAUGAUGCAAUCCAUUCAGUCCCAGUACAGUGAAAUUGUGAGUGAGAGAGAUGCUCUUUUGCGGAAACUGCAAUUGUUGGAAAAGGACAAAGAUCACAACCAAAGGCUGGAUGAGGAACUCAGUCGCAUUAAACUGUCCCUGGACUCUGAGGUUCGCAAUAAGCAACGCCUACAGGAGGAGAAUGAAAGGGUGAAGAGGGAUUUAAGUUACUGGAAGGACCAGUGUGAUAGUAAGCAGGGCCUGAUCAAGCAAUAUGACACAGAUAAGGAACGUCUGGAAAGGGAAAAGAACUCUUUAAGAAGUGAAAUAGACAGGCUGAUGAGGGAACUCAGGGAGCUUGAGGAGACAUAUAAAAGUAGGCUGUCAUCCAUGCAGAAAGAAUUGCGAGAGGUGGAUGUUGUCAGACAAACCAUGGAGACUGAGCUGAAGAGAACUAGAGAGCCCCCAACCUUGGAUGCCUCCACUCUGGUUUUUGAUGGAGUCCGUAAGUCAGUCACAGCAAACCAGUUGCUUGACUGUGGUGUUUUGGACAAACCAACAUUUAGCCAGCUUGUAAAGGGGCAUAAGACUGUCCCUGAUGUGUCUGUCGACAAGAAGGUCAGCCUAAAAGGGACAGGCCCAAUAGCUGGUGUGGUAAUUGAAGGUCCAAAAAAUCCAGGGUAUAUUACUGGACCCCUAUACAAAAUGACUUUCACAGAAGUCAAGAAAAAGAAUCUGCUGCCACCAGAUAGCGUUAACCUGCUACUGGAUGCUCAGGCUGCCACAGGCCACAUAAUUGACCCCAGAACUAAUCAGAAGUUGACAGUUGAAGAGGCAUGUGAUCAAGGUGUGGUUGAUGAGGAGGACAAAGAGAGGUUGCUAGCAGCAGAAGCUGCGGCUGUAGGAUAUAAUGACCCUGGCACAAGCAAACCUCUGUCAGUAUUUCAGGCCAUGAAGAAAGGACUGAUUGACAAGAACACGACACUGCGUCUACUACAAGCUCAGGAGUCUGUGGGGGGCAUCCUAGACCCCAUUCUCAGUGUGUUCCUUCCCAAAGACACAGCCAUUGAGCGUAACCUAAUUAAUGAUGACAUAUAUCGUGUUUUGAAUCAGAGGCCUGAGCUCUAUCUGGACCCAGAAAGUGAGGAAGGUGUAACCUAUAUGUCAAUGAAGAGGAGAUGCAAGGUAGAUCCACACACAGGCCUUCUGCUUCUUCCUAUUGUUGAGAAUGUAGAUCCCUCCAAACUUGUCUUUGAUGGUGUUCGAAAACCUGUCACAGCCAAGCAGCUGCUUGAUUGUGGUGUCCUGGACAAGCCAACAUUUAAAGAUCUAGAAAAGGGGAAUAAAAAUGUCCCAGAGGUGUCUGUAGACAAAAACAUUAAUCUUAAAGGGACUGGGCCUAUUGCUGGGAUUUUAGCUGGAAGUCAAGGCAAAAUGUCUUUCUCAGAAGCCAAGAAACAAAUGCUCCUGCCCGAAGAUAGUGCAGAUUUGCUACUGGAAGCCCAGGCUGCCACAGGCCACAUCAUCGACCCAAGAACCAAUCAGAAGCUAACCGUAGAGGAGGCAUGUGCUAGAGGGAUUGUGGAUGUUAGGGAUCGAGAUAGAUUAUUGGCAGCAGAGGCUGCUGCUGUGGGAUACAAGGACUCAAGCACAGCCAAGCCUCUCUCAGUGUUUGAGGCCAUGAAGAAGGAAUUAAUUGACAAGAAGACUGGGAUACGCUUGUUGCAGGCCCAGGAGUCUGUGGGAGGUAUUCUAGAUCCCAAUCUCAGUGUGUUUCUUCCCAAAGAUACAGCUAUCAAGCGCAACCUUUUGGAUGAAAACCUCCGUCGAGCUCUAAACCAGAGUCCUGAGUGUUACCUUGACCCAGAAACUGAGUGCGAUGCCAGCUAUGGAACACUGAAGAAAAGAUGCAAAACAGAGCCUCACACAGGUCUUCUACUUUUGCCCAUCACUGAGAGGAAAGACCCUUCUAAACUGAUUUUUGAUGGCGUUCGUAAGCCAGUAACAGCAAAGCAAUUGCUUGAUUGUGGGGUCCUGGACAAACCAACGUUCAGCAAACUAAUGAAGGGAGAGAAAACUGUCCCAGAGGUGUCUGAGGAUAAGAAGGUCUCUCUGAAGGGGACAGGAUCAAUUGCUGGCGUGGCAGCUGGACCUUUAGGGAAAAUGUCCUUAUCAGAGGCCAAGAAACAGAUGCUCAUGCCCCCAGAUAGUGCAGAUUUGCUACUGGACGCCCAGGCUGCCACAGGUCACAUCAUUGACCCCACAACCAAUCAGAAGCUGACAGUAGAGGAAGCAUGUGCUAGAGGAGUGGUGGACAAUAGGGAUCGGGAUAGACUGUUAGCAGCAGAAGCUGCUGCUGUGGGCUACAGGGAUCCUAGCACAGCUAAGCCUCUCUCAGUGUUUGAGGCCAUGAAGAAGGGACUAAUUGACAAGAAGACUGGGCUACGCCUGCUGCAGGCCCAGGAGUCUGCUGGGGGCAUUCUUGAUCCCAAUCUCAGUGUGUUCCUCCCCAAAGAUACAGCUAUAAAGCGUAAUCUUUUGGAUGAGGACCUCCGUCAUGCUCUAAACCAGAGUCCUGCUUGCUACCUUGAUCCAGACACAGAGCAUGAUACCAGCUAUGGGGCUUUAAAGAAGAGAAGCAAAACAGAGUCUCACACAGGCCUGAUACUUGUUCCAAUCACUGAGAGGAAAGACCCUUCUAAUCUGAUGUUUGACGGAAUCCGCAAGCCAGUCUCAGCACAGCAGUUGUUUGAAUGUGGAGUCCUUGACAAGCCAACAUUUGACCAGCUAGUGAAAGGGGAGAAAACUGUCCCAGAGGUGUCUGUGGAAAAAACAGUCUAUCUAAAGGGGACUGGACCCAUUGCUGGAGUGGUAGCUGGACGUCAAGGAAAAAUGUCUUUGUCAGAAGCCAAGAAACAAAUGAUCCUGCCCCCAGAUAGUGCUGAUUUGCUACUCGAAGCCCAGGCUGCCACAGGCCACAUCAUUGACCCUAAAACUAAUCAAAAGCUGACAGUAGAGGAGGCAUGUGCUAGAGGAGUGGUGGAUUUUAGGGAUCAAGACAGAUUAUUGGCAGCGGAGGCUGCUGCUGUGGGCUACAAAGAUUCUAGCACAGCAAAGCCUCUUUCAGUGUUUGAGGCCAUGAAGAAGGGAAUAAUUGACAAGAAGACUGGGCUACGCCUGCUGCAGGCCCAGGAGUCUGCAGGAGGUAUUCUAGAUCCCAAACUCAGCGUGUUCCUCCCCAAAGAUGCAGCUAUCAAACGUAACCUUUUGGAUGAAAACCUCCGUCAUGCUCUAAACCAGAGUCCUGCUUGUUACCUCGACCCAGACACAGAGCGUGAUACGAGUUAUGGUGCAUUAAAGAAGAGAAGCAAAACAGAGUCUCACACAGGCCAAAUACUUCUGCCAAUCACUGAGAGGAAAGACCCUUCCAAUCUGAUGUUUGAUGGAAUCCGCAAGCCAGUCUCAGCACAGCAGUUGUUUGAAUGUGGAGUCCUUGACAAGCCAACAUUUGACCAGCUAGUGAAAGGGGAGAAAACCGUCCCAGAGGUGUCUGUGGAAAAAACAGUCUAUCUAAAGGGGACUGGGCCCAUUGCUGGGGUAGCAGCUGGACGUCAAGGAAAAAUGUCUUUGUCAGAAGCCAAGAAACAGAUGUUCAUGCCCCAAGAUAGUGCUGAUUUGCUACUCGAAGCCCAGGCUGCCACAGGCCACAUCAUUGAUCCUAAAACUAAUCAAAAGCUGACAGUAGAGGAGGCAUGUGCCAGAGGAGUGGUGGAUAUUAGGGAUCGUGACAGAUUAUUGGCAGCAGAGGCUGCUGCUGUAGGCUACAAAGAUCCUAGCGCAGCAAAACCUCUUUCAGUGUUUGAGGCCAUGAAGAAGGGAAUGAUUGACAGAGAGACUGGGCUACGCCUGCUGCAGGCCCAGGAGUCUGUGGGAGGUAUUCUAGAUCCUAAUCUCAGUGUGUUCCUCCCCAAAGAUGCAGCUAUCAAACGUAACCUUUUGGAUGAGGACCUCCGUCAUGCUCUAAACCAGAGUCCUGCUUGUUACCUUGACCCAGAAACUGAGUGUGAUACGAGCUAUGGAACAUUGAAGGAAAGAUGCAAGACAGAGCCUCAAGCAAGCCUCCAACUUUUGCCAGUCUCUGAGAAGUUUGACCCCUCCAAACUACUCUUUGAGGCUGUCCGUAAGACAGUUACAGCACAACAGUUGCUUGAUUGUGGGGUCCUGGACAAACCAACAUUCAACAAACUAAUCAAGGGGGAGAAAACUGUCUCAGAGGUGUCUGUGGAUAAGAGGGUCUUUCUGAAGGGGACUGGGUCAAUUUCUGGUGUUGCAGCUGGACCUCAAGGGAAAAUGACUUUUACAGAAGCCAAGAAAAAGAAAAUUAUGUCUGCUGAAAGUGCUGACAUGCUACUGGAUGCUCAGGCAGCAACAGGCAACAUCGUUGACGUCAGAACUAAUCAGAGGUUGACUGUAAAGGAAGCGUGUGCCAGAGGAGUAGUGGAUAAGGAAGAUGAAUCAAAGUUAUUUGCAGCUGAAUCUGCAACUAUAGGUUACAGAGACCCAAAUACGGGCAAGCUCCUGUCAGCUGGCCAAGCCAUGAAGAAGGGAUUAAUUGACAAGGAUACAGCUCUACGUAUACUCCAGGCUCAGGAAUCUGUAGGUGGCAUUUUGGACCCUGCCCUUGGUUUAUUUCUCCCCAAAGACAUUGCUAUGGAUAGGGAUCUAAUAGAUGAGGACCUUUACCAGGCCCUGAAUCAGUAUCCUGAGUGUUAUCUGGACCCAGACACACAACAACCAGCUACUUAUGUAUCGCUGAAGAAAAAAUGCAAAGCAGAUCGGAGCACAGGUCUUUUGCUUCUUCCUGAACCCAAAAAGCCAUUAACUUUACAGGGGCUCAGGGGCCAGGUGUUGGUCAAAGAUCUAGUGGAUGCAAACUUAUUAGACCGGUCAGAUAUGGACCAACUGAGGGAGGGCAGAUUGACGAGCCAGGACAUUGAAGACCGCCUGCACUCCUACCUGAGAGGUUCCACCUGCAUAGCAGGAGUUUAUGAUGAGGCCAGUGAUAAGGUGAUGCCCUUCUACCAGGCCAUGAAAGAUGGACUGUUGCGACCUGGGACUACUUUGGAACUGCUUGAGGCUCAGGCUGCCUCAGGUUUUAUAGUUGAUCCUGUCAACAACCAAUACCUGACUGUUACUGAUGCCUACAACAAAAGACUGUUUGGACCAGAGUUUAAGGACAACCUGCUAUCAGCAGAGAGGGCUGUGACUGGUUACAAACGUCCUGGUACUGACAAGGUUAUCUCCCUCUUUCAGGCCAUAGAGAGAGGUCUAGUUGAGAAAGGUCAUGGCAUCCGUCUACUGGAGGCCCAGAUUGCCAGUGGUGGUAUAAUUGAUCCUGAACACAGCCAUCGUAUUGACGUUAAUGUAGCCUACAAGAGAGGUUACUUUGAUAAGGAAAUGAACAAUAUCCUGACCAAUCAGAAUGUUGAUACUAAGGGUUUCUUUGACCCCAACACGGAGGAAAACCUAACUUACAUGGAGCUUAAGAAACUCUGUACUACAGAUAAGAAGACUGGCCUCAUUCUUUUACCUAUCUUAGACAAGAAAAAGCUAGAGUCGACUCAAAAGAACACUCGGAGAAAGAGGAGAGUGAUAAUUGUGGAUCCAGCGACUAAUAAAGAGAUGACAGUGCGUGAGGCAUAUGACAAAGGGUAUAUUGACUAUGAUACCUUCGUUGAGCUGUCUGAGCAGGAGUGUGAGUGGGAAGAGAUCACUAUCACUGCUCCAGAUGGUUCCAUACGGUUUGUCAUUAAUGACAAGAAGACUGGAAGACAGUAUGAUAUUACCGAGCUGAUUGAAAAAGGAGUAAUUGAUCAAUCGGAUCUAGAUCGGUACAGAUCACGUACCAUCAAUCUUACUCAGUUUGCAGAUAUCAUCAGCAACAAGACCAAACAUGGAUCAUCAUCAUUAUCUUCAUCAUCAUCAGCUUCAAGAACAUCAGCAUUUCCAGGUACAUCUUCAAUGACAUCAUCAUCAUCAACUUCAAGAACAUCAGCAUCUCCGGGUACAUCUUCAGUGACAUCAUCAUCGACUUUGAGAACAUCAGCAGCCUCAGUUCCAUUGUCAGUGACAUCAUCAUCAUCGUCAUCAUCAUCAUCAUCAGCCCUGUCAAGACCCUUAUCACCUACUCUCUCCAAGGUGACAUCAACAAGAACCACCACUGUCACCGAGCGAAGCGCCUCAUUUAGCAGUGUAGGUCAAGACUCACCUGAUUCCCUUAGGGGUAUAUCCAGCAUAUCAUUCACCCUGGCCUCUCCUGUUGAAACAGUGGGUGAACAGGAACCUGUGGGUGCCAUCUUUGACACAGAUACUAUAGAGAAGAUAUCCAUCACAGAGGCUCUAGAUCGUGGUCUGGUGGAUUCCAUCACUGCCCAGAGACUGCUGGAGGCUCAGGCCUGCACUGGAGGAAUCAUCAAUCCCACAAAUGGCCGUAGGCUCAGCAUCCAAGAGGCCACCCGCCAGGGCAUAAUAAAUGACGACAUGGCAACUAAGCUUAAGCCUGCCCAGAAAGCCUUUUUUGGCUUUGAGGAUGUAAAAAACAGGAAGAAGAUGUCUGCUGCUCAGGCUAUGAAGGAGAUGUGGCUGCCAUAUGAGGCAGGGCAGAGAUUCCUGGAGUUCCAGUAUGUAACAGGGGGACUUUAUGACCCAGAAAUGGGGUGUAGAAGAACCUUAGAAGAAGCUGUGAAAAUGGGCUGGCUGGAUGGGAGAGCAGCCCAGAAGCUCCAAGACACCAGACAGCAAACAAAGAACCUGACCUGCCCCAAGAGCAAACUAAAGAUCUCUUACAAGGAUGCUCUGGAUAAUUGCCUGGUGGAGGAAAGCAGCGGGGUGAAAAUGCUCCAGGCAUCAGCCGAGUCUUCCAGAGGGAUCAGCAGUCCUUACAAUGUGUCCUCUGCCCCAGGAUCCACCACUGGCUCCAGGAGUGGCUCACGACGAGGCUCCCGCAGGAGCAGUGUGGACCUAGGCUCCCCCAGUAACUCAUCAACUAGUUGCACCACCUUAAGUCAUACUAGCUACGCCACUUUCUCCUCAACAUCCGCCAAAUAAAUCAAAAAAUGUUCUGCACAUUCAUACUUGCAAAUAAAUCUGUUAAGAGUAUACUGAUUGUUUAGAAAAGAGCUUGUGUGUAUUGUACACAAGGAGAAGAAUUUAAAGAUAACAUCAUCCGAAGAUCAUGUUCUUAAUCUUUUUGCAUAGUUUUAGAUUUUAGCUUUGGUGUUGCUAUGCUUUUAAAAUGUUAUAGUUCAAAAGGUAAUGACAAUGAACACUGCCUAGAUAUUUUUUGUGGAAACUAAAGUAUUAAUGGCAGCCAUCUUCAGGUAUAUGGAUUGAAAAUAAAAUGUAUAUUAGCAAAGCUGCUGGUGCCCCUACUAGGCUAGGUUCAGAAAUGUUUGCCAUAUUUUUGCAUACACAUAGGCCUAUUUGACCAAUGUUGUUAAAAUCUUCAUGGAAUGUAAUUUCUUUUUAAGCUUUAGAUUGUUAACAUGAUGGUAUUAGGUUUAUAUUUAAUCCACAUCUAAAAUGCCUGUUUUGUGAGGAAAGGGAAGCAAAGGUUGGGUUACAUAUAUUAGCUUAACUACUUUUUUACUAAAUCAGUUAAACAUCGGUUUUUGCUGUUUAGUGCUUCUGGUCUUGUAAAAGUUUCUCAGUAUCUCGAAAUAAAUACUAACCUUUGAGUCUUUUGCUUAC